AUGGCCUCCAACGAUCGCGUCCGUGUCCGAGGAGUUACAAUACAUCGUCCUAUCAUCUAUGGAAACACUGCGUGGGUCCUGACUCCGAAAGAGCGGGAGGCGCUCCCUAGCCCCGACCAUACGCACCGAUGGACGGUUGCCGUACGCAGUGCCGCCUCUGCCCCAGACUCUAAUGAGGUGGGAGGAGCGGAUGACUUGAGCUAUUUCAUCAAACGGGUGACGUUCAAGCUGCACGAUACGUACCCUAAUCCAACUCGAAACGUGGAUAAGCCUCCCUUUGAAGUGUCAGAAACAGGGUGGGGUGAGUUCGAUAUCACCAUUCGCAUAACCUUCGUCCAAGAGUCCGGCGAGAAGGCCAUAACGUUCUACCACCACCUCAAGCUCCACCCUUGGACCACCCCCGAGAGCGGCGAACCUGAGAUCCCCACUCUGGAAAACGCCUUGAAGGCGGGUCCCGUGCACUCAUGGCAGUACGACGAGAUCGUCUUCAACGAUCCCUUUCAGUCUUUCCUCAACAUCCUCACUGCUCACCCUCCUACCCCGCUCCCCAAGGUCAAGCGGCGACCAGUCCCAUACCACAUCGCGAAUAUGGCUUCUCUUGAGGCAUCGAAGGGCGGCACGCCAGAGUUCACGCAGGAGAUGGAGAAGGAGGAGGCGGAGAGGCUGGAUAAGGCGUUGAAGCAGAUCGUCGAGGACACCCACAAGUGGCGCAAUAAGCUUAUUGAGAAGGAGAACGAAUCCAACAAGUACAAGAAAGAGCUCGAGGCAGCGCUCCAAUCGAAAUUGAAGUAA
Molecule: messenger RNA, 792 nt
Organism: Dichomitus squalens LYAD-421 SS1
Lineage: Eukaryota; Fungi; Basidiomycota; Agaricomycetes; Polyporales; Polyporaceae
Product: yeats family protein
Exons: 4
Coding region: 1-792 (263 amino acids)
Biological process (GO): regulation of transcription by RNA polymerase II; chromatin remodeling
Cellular component (GO): Swr1 complex; NuA4 histone acetyltransferase complex
Molecular function (GO): histone binding
Source: RefSeq, a predicted model, not a curated record